This is a messenger RNA of Adineta steineri, 1728 nucleotides long. Lineage: Eukaryota; Metazoa; Rotifera; Eurotatoria; Adinetida; Adinetidae. The record is from the annotation of a GenBank genome assembly.
AUGUUACUUUGUCGAGUAUUGAGCCGUCCUAGAUUACCACUUGUUCAUCUUCAUCGAUCCUUAUCUGUCAGAUCUUUUAUUCAACCACGUCGUUUAAUUAAAUUUGCCGUCGGUACAACACUUCUUACCGGUACUGGUUUUAUUUCCUAUACAAUCUAUGAAUCUGGUCCAGAAAUAGAAAAGAUUCGUCGAACAAGUUAUUUUUGGUCUCGUAUGAUACCAGUCUAUCUUCAUUAUCGUUAUCAACAACUUUAUUUUAAAUUAUUUCCCGCAAAAUCUCCUGAAGAAGAAGAUGAAAUUUGGAAUAAAUUACAUAAUAAAUAUUGUGAUUAUGUAUUAAAUGUUAUUCUUCAUCAACGUGGUGUUUAUAUUAAAUUAGGACAAAUAGCUUCAACUCGUCCUGAUAUCAUACCUAAACCUUAUUUAAAAAAAUUUGCUCAAUUACAAGAUGGUGUACCUGCUCAACCCGGUGAAUAUGCUAGAGAAAUGAUUGAACAAGCAUUCAAUAAACCAUUAGAAGAAAUUUUCUCGGAAUUUAAUCCAAAAGCUGUAGGUGCUGCAACUAUUGGACAAGCACAUGAAGCUCGUUUAAAAGGAUCCAAUAAAGCAGUUAUUAUUAAAAUACAAUAUCCAGAAGUACAACGAUUAUUUGGAUUAGAUUUUUCGACUUUAAAAAAAUUUGUUCGAUUAGCACAACCUGAACAUGCACCAUUGUUUGAUGAAUUUGAAAAAGCAUUUCAAAUUGAAUUCGAUUUUAGAAGAGAAGCAAGAGCAUUAGAUAUUAUUGGUCGUAAUAUAAUGCCACGUUUUCCUAAUAUUAUUAUUCCUCGACCUACACCCGGUAUGGCAACAGAAUUUGUUAUAGUUAUGGAAAAAUUAGAUGGAACGAAAUUAAUUGAUGCACUAAAAAUUGAACAAGCAAGAAUGGCAGCUGAACAAGGAAAAACUCUAGAAGAAUUUGAACAAGAAAUGAUGGCAAAAUAUCUAUCCGGUGAACUUCAUCGUGAAGCAAAAAAACGAUAUACACCAUCCGCUUUUAUUGUGAAUAUGUAUGCAUCGUUAAUACGUACAGUGAAUCGUUUAAAAAAUGUAUAUAUUUAUAUAUAUAAUCAUUCUAUUGUACCAUUGUUAAAACGUUUCCCAUUAGAAUAUAACGAAGAACGUGUUUUUAUAAAUCCACAUGAAAUUAUUGAUUUACUUAACGAAGUUCAUGCACAAGAAAUAUUACUUGAUGGAAUAUUUAAUGCUGAUCCACAUCCGGGAAAUAUUUUUCUAUUAAAAAAUGGAAAAAUUGGUUUAAUUGAUUUUGGUCAAGUACAAGAACUUUCGUUAUCUCAUCGUCUUAAAUUAGCUAAAUUAAUUGUUUUACUAGCAGAGGGAACAAAAGAAGAAAUUGUUCAACAGUACAUUUCUAUGGGUGUAGUUACACGUCAUAUGAAUCCAUAUGUUAUAGAAAAAUUAGCUCGUCUUGGAUUUGAUCGUGAUGAUCCUGAAACAUGUGAAGGUAAAAAUGCACAGUUAUUCUUUGAAGAACUAUCAAGAAAAGAUGAAGUUAUAAAAGUACCCGAAGGUUAUUUAAUGGCAGCAAGAGUUGGAAUAUUGUUACGAGGUUUAGGUACUUGGUUACAAUUACCACAUUCUACAGCACAAAAAUGGGCGCCAAUUGCAAAACAAUUAUUAAAUACAUACAAAGAUACCAACGAACAGUUAUUAACUAGUCCUGCAUAA